Pungitius pungitius (ninespine stickleback) is the source of this 2156-nucleotide messenger RNA. It is a transcript of the gene cfap52, whose product is annotated as cilia and flagella associated protein 52. Gene Ontology annotation, molecular function: protein binding. The coding region runs from base 120 to 1979 and encodes 619 amino acids. The transcript has 14 exons. The record is from RefSeq and is a predicted model, not a curated record. NCBI's taxonomy places the organism in Eukaryota, Metazoa, Chordata, Actinopteri, Perciformes, Gasterosteidae.
GUUUAGCGUAACUAGCUUAAGGUUGAAUAACUAUUAGACCUGUUUGAGAAAACAGCGGAAGCAUCUUUUUUUCUAGACGAAAGUCACGUUAAAGCUAUCUUACCACUUUGCUGGAAACCAUGUCUCUGGAAACACAGGGAGUGCCUCAACUUGAGCUAGAGGCCGUUAUUGGAUUUAACGGUCACGUGUCUUCUGGUCUGAGAGUCCACCCGGACACAGAGCACCUGAUCUACCCUCUGGGCUGCUCGGUUAUUCUAAAGAGAAUUAAAGAUGGCAAGCAGGAGUUCCUGUAUGGCCACUCCAACAACGUGUCCUGUGUUUCAGUGUCCAAAAGUGGGUCCUAUAUUGCCUCUGGACAGGUCACCCUUUUAGGCUUCAAGGCUGUGGUUAUCAUCUGGGACUAUGCACAGAAAAGUAUCCACGCCGAGCUGCAGCUCCACAAGGCGAAGGUAGAAGCACUCGCCUUCUCCCCCAACGACAAGUACCUGGUGUCCCUCGGCGGUCAGGACGAUGGCAGCAUAGUGGUGUGGAAUAUUGAGACCAAGCAGGCCAUCUGUGGAAGUGAGGCUUCGGCGCACAUCGCCGGGAACUGCCUCACCGUGCAGUACUCAAACACAGACGACAACGUCUUUGUUUCUGCCGGGAGCGGAACGUUGCGAGUCUGGGUGCUGGACCUCCCCAACAGGAAGAUCCGGCCCACAGAGUGUCAGAUAUGGAAGUUGAAGAGGAUUGUGAAAUGUGUCCAGAUCUCAGAGGACGAUCAGUUUAUUUUCUGUGGCACCACCAGUGGAGACAUCAUGAAAAUCAACCUCAAGACGGGGCUCCUGAGCAACUGUGGUCCAACUAAAGGAAAAUACAGCAUGGGUGUCAAUGUCCUCAGGAUUCUGAAGUGUGGGGACCUGCUCGUGGGUUCAGGAUCCGGCACUUUCACUGUUUGUUCCGGGACUGACUUCAAAACUCUUAAGAAGGUCCAGCUGGAAAAGGGUGUCACCUCCAUCGCUGUUGGUAAAGAGGGCAAGCAGUUCUUUGUCGGGACGGAGGCCGCCCAGAUGUACCGCUUUGGUUAUGACGACUUCAGAGCGGAACUCAUUUCCACCAGCCACAACAGUGCUGUGAAGGACGGAGUCAUAUGUUUCGGAACAUCUGUGUUGUUUGCAACGUGCUCUGAGGACGACAUCAGGGUGUGGCACAUAGACAAGCCCAAAGAGCUGCUGCGCAUCACCGUGCCCAACAUGACCUGCAACUCCCUGGACUUCAUGGUCGACGGACACAGCAUCAUCAGCGCAUGGAACGACGGCAAGAUCCGCGUGUUUGCUCCGGAAAGCGGCCGGCUCGUGCUCAUCAUUCACAACGCCCACCGGAUGGGCGUGACGGUCAUCGCCGGCACCAAGGACUGCAAGAGGAUCGUCAGCGGAGGGGGGGAGGGACAGGUCCGCAUUUGGGAGCUGCUUCCGCACGGCCAUCGGCUAGUGGAGACCAUGAAGAAGCACAAAGCCGCCAUCAAUUGUAUCAAGAUCAAGAGUGACAGCAAAGAGUGCGUCACUGCCAGCGCUGAUGGUGCCUGCAUCAUCUGGGACAUUGUGCGGUUCGUGAGUCUUCAAAUGGUGAUUGCCAACACACAGUUCCGGGCUGUGUGCUACCACCCAGAGGAGUACCAGAUCAUCACCUGCGGGAGUGACAGAAAGGUGGCCUACUGGGACGUGUUUGAUGGGGCCACAAUCAGAGAGCUGGAGGGCUCGCAGUCCGGAUCCAUCAACGGCAUGCACAUCUCCCAGGACGGCAGGCACUUUGUGACAGGCGGAGAUGACAAGCUGGUGAAGGUGUGGGACUACAUGAACGGUACGGUAACCCACGUAGGGAUAGCUCACAGCGCCAGCAUCACCAGCAUCAAGAUCUGCUCCAAUAACCGCACCUUAAUAAGCACCAGCGCCGACGGAGCCAUCCUCCGGUGGAGGUUUCCUCACCCAUCUCCCUCUUAAUUUGUGGAACACCACAUGUAAACUGCCCUGGUGCAACUUCUAAUCCAGGAGCUCCACAUUCACACCCAAAUGUAUCUGACGUUCUGCCUUAAUCUAUUCUCUUAACGAUGUUAUGAGAGAGUUCAACAGUCUUACACGAAAAUAGUAAGUUAACACUCGGAAAUAAAUGCAUUUCAU